This is a messenger RNA of Ixodes scapularis (black-legged tick), 2062 nucleotides long. RefSeq names its product ATP-binding cassette sub-family E member 1 (gene pix). The record is from RefSeq and is a predicted model, not a curated record. Gene Ontology annotation, molecular function: ATP binding; iron ion binding; ribosomal small subunit binding. The transcript has 16 exons. Gene Ontology annotation, biological process: ribosomal subunit export from nucleus; translational initiation; translational termination. Lineage: Eukaryota; Metazoa; Arthropoda; Arachnida; Ixodida; Ixodidae. The coding region runs from base 68 to 1897 and encodes 609 amino acids.
UUUAGUUUCGAGGAAAACCGCCAGGCGUCCUUUUAACGCCAUUUUGUUCACGUGGAUAGCAGGCAAGAUGAGGGGAAGCAGAGAAGCGAACAUGAGUUCGCAGGAGAAGUUGACGCGUAUCGCGAUCGUCAACACGGACAAAUGUAAACCGAAACGGUGUAAGCAGGAAUGCAAGAAGUCCUGCCCUGUCGUGCGACUUGGAAAACUUUGUAUAGAAGUGACGCCCAACGACAAGAUCGCUGCCAUCUCGGAGAACUUAUGCAUCGGCUGCGGCAUCUGCGUUAAGAAAUGCCCUUUUGAGGCAAUUUCUAUCAUCAACUUGCCCAGCAACCUCGAAAAGGACACUACCCAUAGGUAUAGCCAGAACUCCUUCAAGCUUCACAGGUUGCCUACUCCGAGACCCGGCGAAGUGCUGGGGUUGGUGGGCACCAACGGUAUUGGCAAGUCUACCGCCCUGAAGAUCUUGGCCGGAAAGUUGAAACCGAACCUUGGUCGUUACGGGGACCCUCCAGACUGGACGGAGAUCCUGCAGUACUUCCGCGGAUCUGAGCUGCAGAACUACUUCACCAAGAUCCUCGAAGACGACCUGAAGGCGAUCAUCAAGCCUCAGUAUGUUGACCAGAUCCCCAAGGCCGUUAAGGGAUCAGUCCAGCAGCUCAUGGACAAGAAGGACGAGAUGCAGAACCAAGAAGAGGUCUGCCGUGUCCUUGACCUGAACAACGUGCGAGACCGCAGCGUGGGGGACCUUUCGGGAGGAGAGCUGCAGCGCUUUGCCUGUGCUAUGGUCUGCAUCCAGAAGGCAGACAUCUUCAUGUUUGACGAGCCUUCCAGUUACCUGGACGUGAAACAGAGGCUGAAGUGCGCCGAGGCCAUUCGUGCCCUCAUACACCCGCAGAAGUACAUUAUUGUGGUGGAGCACGACUUGUCAGUGCUGGACUACCUAUCCGACUUCAUUUGUUGCCUGUACGGAGUGCCCGGGUGCUACGGAGUGGUUACGAUGCCUUUCUCGGUGCGGGAAGGAAUUAACAUCUUCCUCGACGGCUUCGUUCCGACGGAGAACCUGAGGUUCCGCGACACCUCGCUGGUCUUCAAGGUGGCCGAGACCGCCAACGAGGAAGAGGUGAAGCGCAUGUGCCGCUACGAAUACCCCAACAUGCGCAAGUGCCUGGGUGACUUCGAGAUGAGCAUAGACGCUGGAACUUUUACGGACUCUGAGAUCAUUGUGAUGCUCGGGGAGAACGGAACCGGGAAAACUACCUUCAUCCGGAUGAUGGCUGGGCGUCUAAAGCCAGAUGACGGAGGAGACGUCCCUUCGCUGAACAUCAGCUACAAGCCCCAGAAGAUCUCGCCCAAGUCCCAGGGCACUGUGAGGAUGCUGCUGCACGAGAAGAUCAGGGACGCCUACGUGCACCCGCAGUUCAUCGCCGACGUCAUGAAGCCCCUGCAGAUCGAUGCCAUCAUCGACCAAGAAGUGCAGAACCUGUCCGGAGGAGAGUUGCAGCGCGUGGCCCUGGCGCUGUGCCUCGGCAAGCCGGCCGACGUGUACCUCAUUGACGAGCCGUCGGCCUACCUGGACUCUGAGCAGCGUCUGGUGGCGGCCAAGGUCAUCAAGCGCUUCAUCCUGCACGCCAAGAAGACGGGCUUCGUGGUGGAGCACGACUUCAUCAUGGCCACCUACCUGUCCGACCGGGUCAUCGUCUUCGAGGGGCAGCCCUCCGUCAAGACGCGUGCCAACACGCCACAGACCUUGCUGGCGGGGAUGAACAAGUUCCUGGAGCUUCUGAACAUCACCUUCCGCCGAGAUCCCAACAACUUCAGGCCACGCAUCAACAAGCUCAACUCUGUCAAGGACGUGGAUCAAAAGAGGAGUGGCAACUUCUUCUUCCUGGAAGACUGAGCAACUGCACCAGGGCUGCCCAAGGAAGGGAGCUCGGCCUCGAACCUCGAAGGCAUUGAAAGGCUACAGACGCAAGGCCGGACCUCUCGGGAAGUGCGGGUGACCUUCGGUGGAGCGGUGUAUUAAAAGAAAAACUGACGGACUAAGCUCCGGUUUUGAAUUCUA